AUUUGUACAUUGGACUAUACACCAGUAUGUGGGUAUGAUGGUACUAAAUACAAGACAUAUGGCAACCGAUGCGCCUUAGAUGCUGCCAUUUGUGAAUCUGAAGGAAAAGCUAGAUUCAUAGCACCUGGUGAAUGUCCUAGUGCUGAUGAUACUGCAGUGGAGUUCACAUGUAAAGUAGGAGCACCAUUACUAAGAAACCCAGAAAGUGGAGAGACUAUAUUUUGUGUGACAGAACCAGAAGAACAAGGAUGCCCUGAUCAGUAUUACUGUGUUAACAACCCUCUAAGUGAGACUUUACCUGGAUUCUGCUGUCCGAAAGAAACCAUAGAACCUGUUGUGGAACCCAAACCAAAUGGGGUUGUUCCUCUGGAAUUAGCCUGUAGAAAUGGCCAGCCAUUGCGUGAUCCAAUGGGUGCAAUGAUGGUUUUCUGUGGCCGAGGACCUGAUAGACAGGAUUGUCCUGCAGACCACUUCUGUAAUGUUGCAGCUGAUGAUUCAUAUGCAGUCUGCUGUCCUUUAGCUGAUUGUGGUUUCCCAGAUGUCCCUUCCAAGACAGAUUCAGGUACUGUGAUAGUGGGAGCAGCCUGUACUGUAUUUGGUUGCGUUGCUCAAUAUACAUGUAACCCAGGCUUCCAGGUUGACGGUCAAACAGUUCGUACAUGUAUGGAUAAUGGGAAAUGGUCUGGAGAAGCUCCUAUUUGUAAACCUGCUGGCAAUGCUGGAAAGGAUAGAACAAUUUGUCGUCAACCUAAAUUUCCAGGUGAUUGCCGAGGUUAUUUCCCAAGGUGGUAUUAUGAUUCACAAGCAUCACGUUGUCAGCAGUUUAUUUAUGGGGGUUGUAAUGCUAAUGAUAACAACUUUGGGAGCCGAUAUGACUGUGAAGAAGCAUGUGUCAAUGUCGAUGUUAAAGAAAAUGAAUCUGUACGCCCAGUUCUCAUUCCAAUUAGUGGGUCAGAAGAGGAAAGCAGUAAUGACAUAUGUUCACAACCUAAAGAAAUAGGACGUUGUAGAAGCUACUUCCCAAGAUGGUACUUCAAUACAGAAACUAAGAAAUGUGAAGAGUUUGGAUAUGGGGGAUGUGGUGCUAAUGAAAAUAACUUUGACACAAUCGAGGCAUGUAUCCAGACAUGUGCAAAAACAGGGACAAAAGAAGAUUUGCCAACAAUCAAUCGUGAGGAGUAUGAUGAAAUUAAUAAUAAGCCAGUAGAUGAGAUUGAACAAGCUCGAAGGCCAAAUGAAGAAUUUCCAGGUGUAGGUGAAAGCAAUGUGAACCUUAGUAAACCAGAUCUUGAUCCAUGUUCUCUGCCUAAAUUACCAGGAAAGUGUAAGGGCUACUUUGAGAGAUGGUAUUUUGAUGCCAACACAUUUACAUGCAAGAUGUUCGUAUAUGGAGGAUGUGGCGCAAAUGGAAAUAAUUUUGAAAGCCUGGGUGCUUGUAGACAGACGUGCAAUCCAAUAAGAGAUUCAAAAGAGGUUCUUCCUGCUCUCUCCUGGGAGGAAUUAAUUGAGAUAAACAAAUUAGAAAAAGAACUUUUCCCAGACCAGACUCUUGGAAGCAAACCUGACCUUGGAAGCGAACCUGACCUUGAAUCAGAUGGUGCCAGCGAACCUAACCUCAGCAUACCACAAGGAAUACCAAGUGUGAUAUUAGUCCCAACAGAACAAAAUGUUAUGGAGGGCACGCCUGCUAGUUUCUUAUGUCAGUCACCUAGCAACCACAACCCAAAUAUUUCUUGGCUGAGAAAUGGCCGGAAAAUCGGAACUAAGUCAGGAUAUAUCAUACAAGAGAUGCCAUUCGGAUCUGUCUUGAGAAUAGAAUUCACAAGAGCUGCUGAUAGAGAAUUCACAUGUGUGGAUGACGAUUUACCUGAAGACGAGGCUGCAAAAGCAGUAGGGACAUUGACAGUAUACAAAUUUCAAGAAGGCGCUCCAACUGGUUACCCUCGUAUCACAGUUCAUCCACGGCUCAAGGCAGUUGAGAAAGGACAAUCUACCGUCAUGACGUGUAACGCUGAUGGUUAUCCUGAACCAACCAUUAGUUGGUUUAAGAAUUUAGUUCCAGUAGAUAUGACUGACCCAAGGUUCACCUUACUCUCAACUGGCCAUAUACAAAUUACCGAAGUUGAAUCUGAGGAUCAGGGAAAGUACGAGUGCUCUGCAAGCAAUGAAAAGGGAAUUUCGUAUUCACAACCUGCUGUCCUUUAUGUUAGAGUUCGUCGUGUACCACCUUACUUCACCAUCAAACCAGUAGAUGUUAGAGUAGAAAAAGGUGGAGAUGUAAGCAUCGACUGUGUAGCGUCCGGUUCCCCAAUGCCAUAUGUGAAAUGGUUCAAAGGUGAUAUUCAAUUGACACCUGAGUUUGAAGUCCAAUUAGGACGCAAUGUACUUACAAUGACCGAUGCACAAGAGGAUGCCACAGUCAGAUGUGUCGCUGAAUCUGAGCUUGGUAGAGCAGAAGCAAAUGCAAGAAUUACCAUUUUGAAAGGCACCAAGGAAGAUCUUCCUGAUAUAACCUGGGAAGCGUAUGACAGAAUAAACAGUCAGCCUCUCCCUGAGCAGGCUCGUCAACCAAUUGUAAGAAGGCCAGAUGUGGGAUCAAAUGGUGCCAGUGCCCCUGACCUCAGUGUUCCAGAGCAAAGUGGGGCUGUGUUUGCAAAUACACCUACAAAGAUAACAGGCAUUGUUGGAAGAUCUGUUGUAUUGCCAUGUACCAUUCAUAGUCACGCUAAACAUCAGGUCAUGUGGCUGAAUCGCUACAACGUUGUCCUGACAGUUGGGAAUAGGCGCAUUAUAGAUGAUCCAAGGAUUAGUGUCCAACAGGAAGGUGAUAAGUGGGACCUGAAAAUCUCAGGCUUAGAUAG
Messenger RNA from Owenia fusiformis, 2861 nucleotides. The record is from the annotation of a GenBank genome assembly. Lineage: Eukaryota; Metazoa; Annelida; Polychaeta; Sabellida; Oweniidae.